Molecule: messenger RNA, 2406 nt
Organism: Daphnia pulicaria
Lineage: Eukaryota; Metazoa; Arthropoda; Branchiopoda; Diplostraca; Daphniidae
Product: solute carrier family 13 member 5-like
Exons: 18
Coding region: 544-2337 (597 amino acids)
Biological process (GO): monoatomic anion transmembrane transport; citrate transport
Cellular component (GO): membrane
Molecular function (GO): succinate transmembrane transporter activity; citrate transmembrane transporter activity
Source: RefSeq, a predicted model, not a curated record
CAAAUGUUUUCAGUUUUCGAUUUUCGAAGCGAUUGAAUGUCUUUUGUAAACCAAUAUCUCCUCUCUGACGAUAGUAAAUAAUUGCACGUGCUCCAACCGACCGUUAAACAAAGCAAACAAUGCAAAUGAGCUUUAAAUCUUGUCUUGCCAUCGAGACUAUAGCGUUGAUAUAAUAACCUAUCGUUGCCCCCAUCAGCAGAGAUCACGAACGAGUUCAUAUAACGUUUGAUCUAGUGUUGCUGCGUGUUGAAACAAGCCAGUCGUGAAAAAUAAAGGAAACAACAGUUAAAGUUAUAUACGUACACAGUCUAUUUAUCGGUUCCAUCUGAAGGGGCAACAAAUGGCGCCGUGGAGUUGCGGAUUUUGAUGGUUGCUGGUUUCAUUCUGGAGCAGUGCCAAACUUUUCAUGGACCUGGGACGUUGGAAUAGCUGAGCAAUAUCACAAACCCCCCUGAUGAUGGUUACAUCUAAAUACGAGUAGAUGCAGCAGCUUUCCCCUGGCAGCCAAUCUUGGAGGGAAGAGCAGCCUACGUAAUCAUCAUAAUGGCCAUUUACUGGAUGGUUGAAGCCUUACCAUUGGCAAUCACUAGUUUACUCCCAGUUGUUCUCUUUCCUUUACUAGGUAUAAUGGAUACUGGGAAAGUUUGCACAGCAUACAUGAAAGAAACAAACAUGAUGUUCAUAGGAGGGUUAAUGGUGGCUCUGACUAUCGAACACUGUAACUUACACAAGAGAAUCGCACUAAAAAACAUGUUAUUGGUGGGUGCUAGCCCUCGAAGACUCAUGCUAGGUUUCAUGUUUACAACUAUGUUUUUAUCUAUGUGGAUUUCAAAUACUGCUACUACUGCUAUGAUGGUUCCGAUCGUUGAAGCUGUCGUCGAAGAACUUUAUAAGAACAAUGACGAUGAAGAAAUGGAGAGAGACGUACACAUGGUCCCGAAUGGAUCUUCGGAGGCUAGCUCAGGCGAUAAAACGAUCGAUGUGGAUCUGAAUUCAGUUACUUGUUCUACUGACGAUUCCGUGACUUAUGUUGGUAACAGUUGUCAGCAGCUGGCAGUCACUGAAAUUCAGCGUGAUAAGUUUUCUCGUAUGAGAAAAUGUUGCCUUCUCUCUGUUGCCUAUUCGGCGAAUAUUGGGGGAACGGGCACAUUGAUCGGAAGUGGAACCAACCUUGUUUUAAAGGGAGUCUAUAAAGAAUCAUCUAGUAGCGUGAAUGAUCCUGUGUACCAGCGAAAACUUCGAACAUGUUUUCUUAUGUCAAUUGCGUAUGCUUCGAAUAUUGGAGGCACUGGUUCUCUCAUAGGAUCAAGUCCACAGUUAGCACUCAAAGGACUUUUAAAUGAAUUGUACGGAUCAGCUCCAGGAUUAAACUUUGCUUCGUGGAUGGGUUUCAAUGUUCCAGGAAUGCUUAUCAACACUUUUCUUGCGUGGAUUUGGCUCCAGUAUAUAUUUCUUGGAUUCAGAAGAGAAACGACGGACGAAAACAGUAAAACGGCAGUCAUUCAGAAAUUAAUUCGGAAAAAAUACGAAGAAAUGGGACCAAUGACUUUCCAUGAAUUGGCGACACUGAUUCUAUUCAUAUUGUGCGUUCUUCUGUGGUUUUUCCGGGACCCACAGUUCAUUCAUGGGUGGUCCAAUUACUUGCCCGUUGAAGUAGAAAUAGACGAUGCGACGGCAGUUAUGGCAAUUGUCAUGUUUCUCUUCAUUAUUCCAGCGAAGCCACAGUUUUGGUCCGGUAAUGUGGAUAAAGAGAAUGGGGUCCAUAAACCAAGUCCUGCUCUUUUAGAAUGGAAAUAUGUACAGGACAAUCUACCUUGGGGAAUUGUUCUCCUUUUAGGAGGUGGCUUCGCUUUAUCUGACGCGUCUAAGAUUUCUGGACUGUCCAAAUGGCUUGUGGAUCAAUUGGGUGGAUUAAGUUCCUUACCCCCGUUUGUCGUCAUGUUGAUCAUUUGCAUAAUGACAGCCACCAUUACUGAAGUGGCUUCAAACACAGCCACUGCCAACAUUCUCUUGCCGAUCCUUUCUGAAAUGGCUGUAACUGUAAAGGUCAACCCACUUUACCUGAUGUUACCGGCUACGGUCACUUGUUCUUACGCAUUUAUGCUUCCAGUUGCCACUCCUCCAAACGCAAUAGUAUUUGCUGCCGGAAGAAUGAAUACAGUCGAUAUGGUCAAAGCCGGGUUUUUCAUGAAUAUAAUGUGCGUCGUUGUUAUUUGUCUGAUGAUGGUGAGUUUCGGUGGUCUAAUUUUCCAAUUUGAUGGUUCCCUCCCAGAUUGGGCAGUCCCAAAUGUUACAAAUGAAACAAUGCAAUCGUUUUUUUUAAACUGCACUAUUUAGUGAAUUCACUCACGAUUUCGUGAUAGGAGAGGAGAUACAAUUUGAUGAAUAAACAACAGUGAAAACUAA